AUGCCAUGCUCAGCGUGUGUUAAGUUUAAGGCUGAAUGCGAUUACAGUGAGUUUGCCAAAAACCUGACGGUGAGUCAGCCCGAAGAGCUGAAGGUGGUUAAACCGCUGCAUGCUCCUCGAAGCCAGGAUGAAAUGACGGUUUUGAAAGAGAGGCUCAUAGCUCUCGAGGAGACGGUGAAACGGAAUGCUGCAAAAAGACGGAGCCAGGUGCUCCAGAGUGUACCGGAGCUUAAUGCAAAUCCAGAUAGCAAAAUCACUUUUAAUGUGCCAGUUAAGGUUCCUGAGCCUCGUUAUUCCCGUCAGCUCAAGCAAUGGGGGCCGUUCCGGUGGAUCUUGUUGGUGAGUUUGGACCCUGUCCUAUAUGGCAUGGUGAGGUCGGCAUUCAAACAGAACCCAAACCUAUCGCAGGUGAAGACGGCGCCGAAUUCAAGUGUACAGACUUUUGCUCCAGGGUUGCUAUGUAGUACACCGUUGGAGACACUGGCUCAUUUGAGGCAACAAAUCCAGGGCAUCUUGCCUAUUUCUAAGGUAGUGUGGAUGCUCAUUGACCGGUUUUUCACAGUGGUGUACCCAUACUUACCAGUGCUUGAUGAAAUUUAUAUCAAGACGGUGAUGAGGAAGUUGAUUGGUCCAGAAACUUCCUCAGAACAACCAACGCAGCUUUCUGCAAGCGAUGAGUUGGACUUUGCAAACCUAGGAGUUCUACUUAUGGUGCUUCGUUUUGCGUACUUGACUAUUUAUGACUGCAACGGAAGAAUUAAUGUCUCCUCUUCCGUGCCCCCACACUCCAUGCAUUAUUUAUCCCAAUACGAGAUCUCAGAUGAGUUCGCAAAGUUGGCUCAAAAGUGUUUGGGUCAGUAUAACCUUAUUGACGAGAGCAUUUUUGACGUCGUGCAGCUUGUGGGCCUUCUUUGCUUAUACAAUGAUGUCAAUCCUGAAAGCUGGAAUAGCGAUAAUGCCAAUCGGACAUUGAGCGCCUUGUUGAAUCUGAUGGCAUGCUGCCGCAGAUUGAAUCGUGAGCCCCACAGCUUCGCCCCGCAAGAUGAUACAAGCCCAAGAUGGAAUCUGCUCUGUCGAAAGAUGUGGUACACAUUUCUAUUCUUGGAUGUGUCGGAUGCUGCUUUUACUGGCAACUGCGUGAACAUUAACCCAGACACCUACGACGUCACCCUUCCGACGUUCCAACCGGAAGCUUCCAAUGUAAGAGACUAUGAGAUCGAAAAAGUGACGCUAAGAAGCUUUGAAAUUAAUAAUACAAUGAGAAAGUUGCUCACAGAGGGGCUUGCAAUGACGGGUAAUCUUACAGGAAGUGUGCCAAUACGAACGCUAACAGAAAAAGUGGAGGAAAUCGAAGACUUUCUUGGAAGGAUCCACGAGCAGAUCAGAAUUGCUCUACGCCACGAUCCGCUCAGUGAAGUUGACUCCUUCCACAGAAAUAGUCUCCUUACUGUCCUUCUGAAGGUGCAGUUUUUCAUCUUUAGCGUCUACACGCACAUAUACUAUAAUCAUUUGAAGAGGAAAGAGUACGGGCUUGCAACCAGUGCAGAAACUAAGCUCAUCACCUCCACGAUGCAGAACGUUAUACCGUUAUUGCCAAUGCUUCUCGGACACGUCAAAAACCCGUUUGCCGGAUCAACCGAUUUGUUCUCCAUAUCGCGGUUUGUGGAUUGCACCAACAACAUUCCAUUUCUUCUUGUGAGCUUGUUGAUCAAGUACAAGAGCCAGUAUGCGUCUAUGAAAUGCAACAAUAACCAUGGUGGUAGAAUGAGAGCUGAUCCACGUUAUAGUAAUCUCUUCGAGGCAUUGGAAAAGUACAUAGCCACGCUCGAUGACCUCAUGGUGAUUCUUGGCAACUUUUACAGUCUGUUGAAGGACAGAAAUGCGCUCUGCAAAAAGCUCGACUACGGGCAUCGGAAGCUCCAUGAAAUGUUAGAGGAUGUGGAUGGCUCGGCAGAAGACAAGGCUUACAUACGUACCUCUAGUCUGUUCUUGGAAGGCUGCAACCAGAUUAUCCGCGAGGGUAUCGACAGAGUGGAAUUCACCACCCUCAGACAAAGACAUAAGCCUCUGCCUUUGCCAAACCACUUGAGUACACCGGCAGACCUUUUCGAUAACCGCAUGUUUGAGAGUCUUGACUUCACUGCCAUUGAUGAGCUUUUAGACAUGCCUAUGCUAGAGAAUAUUCUUUAG
Candidozyma haemuli is the source of this 2190-nucleotide messenger RNA. Its product is annotated as fungal specific transcription factor domain-containing protein. Lineage: Eukaryota; Fungi; Ascomycota; Pichiomycetes; Serinales; Metschnikowiaceae. Bases 1 to 2190 code for a protein of 729 amino acids. Gene Ontology annotation, biological process: DNA-templated transcription. Gene Ontology annotation, molecular function: DNA binding; zinc ion binding. The transcript has a single exon. The record is from RefSeq and is a predicted model, not a curated record.